Molecule: messenger RNA, 296 nt
Organism: Strongylus vulgaris
Lineage: Eukaryota; Metazoa; Nematoda; Chromadorea; Rhabditida; Strongylidae
Source: the annotation of a GenBank genome assembly
AUGCAGGAUGUAAAGCUAUGGACAGGAAGAUUUGCUCCACGUUGUGGGAUUUGCGAAAAACCCAUUAUCCCUAAAGAAAACAGCAAAGAACGAGUGAAAAUCUUUGCGAUGGAUUCAAACUAUCAUCCUGAAUGUUUUAAGUGCGAAAAAUGCGGUGUACCCUUUUCUACUACGGUAGUCACAUCUCGUAUUGAUUUCGGUGGGGAACCUGGCUGUUUUCCAUUCAAUCAGCAUCUCUACUGCAAAUUGUGCAACUCACAAAAUUGCUUUAUAGGAGCAGACUCAUGCUCUUAGUA